Molecule: messenger RNA, 3722 nt
Organism: Tigriopus californicus
Lineage: Eukaryota; Metazoa; Arthropoda; Copepoda; Harpacticoida; Harpacticidae
Exons: 1
Coding region: 871-2760 (629 amino acids)
Source: RefSeq, a predicted model, not a curated record
CUUUGGAUCUCUCAUACACACUCUCUCUUUCUCAACGAGACAGUACUUGCAGAGAACCCCAGGGAAGAGUACAACGAAGUAUCAUCUACCUAGUACUGCUUCGAUAUAUCUCGACGUCAUUGCAAGUGCGACUGAAUCGACUGAAUACAUACAGUGUUUGAUUUAAGAUCCUAGUCUUCGUUGGAUCUGUUCUAGAAUCCCUCUUGAAUUAUUGCAAACCCAUCGAGUGCUCCAAUGGGUGCUUGAGAUCUCGGAGCGCAAGUUCCAGGUAGAUUCUUGGAUUCCUUUCAAGUCUGAAUCAUGUGGAUACCCUCGGCAUAUCUCGGCAAUCGGGCAGCAUUGGUUGUGGAUUUGCCAUAGUGGCACUGGAUGAAGAAGUUAGCUGAUGACCAAACAUAAUUCCAGGCACCUGUGUGCAAGUGCUGUUGGUAGUGAUGGCGGUGGUGGCGGCAGUGGCGUUCUUCAUGUCCCAGAUGAGAAUGUUCAUUAGGAUUCCCUUAUACAUACGACCAUACUAGUUAGUUAGAGCUCUCUGCCAUGAAAAACAGUUCAAUUCCGAGUCAAACAUACAUAGGAAAAGCUGUCUACUGAUUAAAGUGCUGCUGGAUUGCUGAUCGUAUUCCUCCAUGAAACCAGACUCGUUUGAGAGAAUCUACUAGCACCCAGGCUGAAUGUAUGUAAUUCAAACCCCUUCAACAUUGCAUUCAUGUUUGCAAGAGAUAUGGAGGAAUUGCUCGACAACGUCUUCUUACUCAUCCAAUAACUAAGUGAGUGUGAUUAGCUCCCCAAUUCAGUGAGUGUUUUAGUCAAUUCAGUUGCUAUUCAUCUUUAAACGGGUUAAAUACAGAGUGACAUAAAAAGUCGUCCAAUAUGCAACCAUUGUGGAUACUCGCGUGCAUCCUCUUGCCCCUAGCUGGAGCCCUCAUUACCCCAGAAGAGCAAGGAUCUAAGGCAAAACACAUUAUAGACACCCAAUGUGAGGAGCUACUGAAAGACUGGAUGUUCAACUACAGUCCUGAGUUGAAUCAAGAUGACGCCUCACUUACCAUCAAUUGUACUGAGCUUGACCAACGGGUUCAAGCGCAAGGUUGCAUCUACGACAAGCUUUGGAUUGAGCUUUGGAGGCUGGACCACAAGGUCCGCGAUGUCGAAAAAUAUGCAAGUUGGGAUUAUUUGAGCAAGUAUCAGCGAUGCGAAUCGAUGGAGCAUUUUCAAGUGCACGAAAGUUUCAAGCAUUCUAUUCCAAGUCAUAAUUCGACUACCAUAUUUCAUCACGUAGUCCAAGAACAUUAUGUCUUGCGGUUAUGUCCGUGCGGCCGAAGGAAACCCGAUUCGUACACUUGUGAUUGUGAAUCUAGUAGUGCACCGUUGUGCAGCAAAUUGAUCACCUUUCAUCGGCCAACCAACUCCACCAGAAAGGUAUUCGAUGUGUGCGGUCAUGAUCGAAAUGAUAGUAGUGCCCUGGAAUCAUCAGAAGGGGCCACUAUCAAAGCACCAAGGAUAUCUUGCUCAUCGACCACUAUAGCUGGGACCAUGGCUUCAUGCACUCCUCUACAGGAUUAUGACAAGGUUCAAAUUCUCCUUCACCCCAACCCGAGUAAUAUUUCCAACUGCGGCACGCAUGACCACGGAGAUCGAAAUGUGUCCAGACAUACGGUCAGUUUGGAAAAAAUUGACGGAAAUCUGACCCAUGGGCGUUUUACCCUCGAGUUGACGGAUCUCGUGCCUGAAACAGCUUAUUGUAUCGUGGUCGACCUCUCGGAUGAUCACCCCUAUUGCAAACGGAAUAUCGAAAUUGGUUCGCUACCCAAGCACCUUCCACCGAUAUGCAGAACUGCCAUUAAAACUCCCCUCGUCAUUGCUUCUUGUCCAAACGCUACAAAACUGCCCAUGGUGACCAACGGAUGGCUCCUGGUUAUCCUCAGUCUCAUUAUCAUCCUCGGUGUCACAUUUUGCUUACUUAUCAUUUGGUGCGUUUGGACCAGGCGAGCCACAAGCGCAAAUAAUGCAGACCUGGAAUAUUCGAAAAAAGCUCCAGCGACCUUUGACACCGGAACCGGAUCUACCUCAGUGGAAUCAUUGAAAGAACAAACGAUAUUUCUGCUUUCUUUCAACGAGUCCAGUCUCUUCAUGGAUCUGAACUUCAAGUUAGUUCAAUGGCUCGAAGCCGUGGGUGUCAAAGUUGUUCACUUUGAUGACGAUAAUUUAAGCGAGGAAAUCUGUGAAAAUCAAGAGAAUUUUGUGGUGGACAAGAUUCACGAUCCCAAUACACGGGUCAUCAUUGUAAACACUCAAACAGCAGUGGAUGCUCUGAAAUCAAGUUCCAGUCAGACUAACAUGGAUAGUCCAACCAUGCCACUCACCUCGGUAGAGGAUAGUUUCUAUGAGCUACGGCUUUUAGCAUUACGUCAAAUUCAUUCGCAGUUUGCGGGUAAUUAUAAGAAAGUCUUGGUGAUUAAUUACAGUGGUCAAAAGCCCAUGUCUGGCGAUAUCGAAAACAUUACGCAUCAGCGACAAUGCGUCUUGCCAUGCCAGUUCGUCGAAUUGGCCCAUUGGUUGAAAUCUUUCGUUCACCCGUAUUCCUCAGCUGUGAAUGAGCGAGAUGGGGGGGCUUUACUACCUUCUGCAGGUACAAAAGUGUCAACCCCAUUAUCCAACCAAAGAAUUGAUUCAAAUACGCAAAAACUGGUUGAGUUCGAAGAACAAUUUCGAGAGGCGUUUGAGCGGUACAAAGACUCGAGAGGUUCAGUGCCCGCAUAAUGAUAUUCUCAUGCCCUCUACGAUCUCAACUCUUACCUUUUAACACAACAAAAGACCAAUCAUGGAGUACCUCAAGCGACUUUUUCAGAAGAAGAUGAAGAAGAAUAUGAUGCCAUAGAGUGAAAUAGAGUGAAACCGAGAGAAGAACAACAACUAGUUUUGGAAUGUUUGCCCUCAAAACAAAGUGCAAGACGUUGCCAACAAUGGGCAAUUUCUACGCCUUUGCCCGAAAAAGCAAACAAAACUUAAAUUAAAAGAUAACUGUUCCGCGUGAUAACCCAGACAAAAAAAGAUUCAUCCUUCUCGUUCAAGUCUUCUCCCGAUUAGGAAAGAAAACAAGAACAAUCUGCAGAGCUCAAAAUACUUUCAAACUGAUGUCCAAUCUGACUUGCGGAAUGAUUGAGCUACUAAUGACGUAUUUUCAUUGAUAUCUUCUUUAUUGGUCGUCACCCUCACAUUUACAAACGUACGUACCGUACGUACGCACGACCUCUGCAUUUGUAUCGACGUUAAGUGCAUCAUGCAAGUGAGUGCGUGUGGUCGUGCGUGCGUUCGUGCGUGCGUUCGUGCAUGCGUGCGUGCAUGCGCGUUCAUCGUACGUUGCGAUAUGAGGAACAGUUUGAUCACGUGAUUUCAUAACACUUGGGUGAUCGCUAAAUAGUGCUUGCACUAUCUCAAUCAAGUGGUUGUGCUAAACCACACACAUUUAAUCUGAUGGCAUAUGGAAAAGGUUUCCUCCGGAUCAGUGAAAAUAAAAAAAGUGAAUUGUCAGAGGAUAGAAAACAGACCGGAUUGCUCGAAGGAAUUGCGUUGGAGAUGCACUUGAAAACCCAAUCAACUAGUCAAAUCAAGAGAGGCAAAUCGAGUCUCCCUCGAUAGAGCCAGGGACUCUGCGACAACUCUUGUCCACUAUAUCUGUUCUCAUACGAUCUAUCUGAACAAAUACAUGUUUUAUUGUCGGA